CUCACCGGAUAAAGUAUUUUUGUACUCUCUUUCGGGAAGAGUUAUGUUUAUAUGUCGCUUACCGAAUGAAACUCGAUAGACAAUGAAACUUAAUUUGUCAAACACUUACAACGUGGAAUUGCUGAAGUCUUUUAAGACUCAAGAAAGAUUCAAUGUUCUCAGAGUAUCUACAUUAUUUAGUCAAACCGGUUUGAAAAUCAUUGUUGGAGGUGAAGAUGGAAUUAUACGGAUAUAUGAGUUAUCAUCUGUGGAUAAUAAACCAAAGAUAAUUCUGGAAACAAAAAGUGGUCCCAUACAGAGCAUGGUUGUUCAUGACGUGACUAAGUUCUAUGAUCAAGACUUAAUAGUUGCCGAUUCUUUGGGCAUGUUAACUAUCUUCUGCAACCAACAAAUUCUCAGCCGUCAGAAACUAUCCAACGGUGCUAUCAGUCAUUUACAGAUAAGGACCGAUCAAACCGGUGAUUUAGCCAUUGUGACAAGUGAUGAGUUUGGUAUUGUCUGUGCCAGUAAAGUUUCAGAGGAACUAUGGAAGAUAAACCUUAAUAACAAAUGCACAAAGGAACUGAAGGGUGAGAUAAUUGUGAAAAGCCUCUUGUCUGUGGACUUCGUUGAUCAACAUGGCCACAAGUCAUGCUAUGUGCUCAUAUCAGACAACAUGAAGCAAAUAUUUGUGUUACGAGAUGGCUCUAUUGUGAACCUACUGACAGCACCAGCUGUUGUAGUGGCUAUGUGUAAAGGUUCAUUUGUAAACAGCAAUAUAUUAGGUUACCCAGCACAACCCAAUGGUGACAUAGCCAGAGAUACUGACCCAUCAGAAAAUACACAAGUCCUCCUCGGCACUGAGAAUGGUGCAAUAUACUUCCUUCACAAUUUUACGAUAUCUGUCGAUGAAUAUGCCAGAGUAUCUCAGCCAAUACUCGACUUACAACCACUUCGCCUUCCAGAUUGUUCUUCAGAUUUGGUUCUAUGUUCAGGCUAUUAUAAUGCUAUCACAGUGUUUUUAGAAGGCAGGAAAAUCUGCCAAUACACCACACCUGACUGGGUGAGUACGAUGGAUAUAGCAGAUACUGAUGAAGAUGGCACUGAUGAGAUUAUCCUUGGAUGUAAAGACAAUACUAUUCAGAUUAUAAAAUUAUCUAUCAAGUGACCACUCACUUGAAAAUUCUAAUCAAUC
Molecule: messenger RNA, 1174 nt
Organism: Octopus sinensis (East Asian common octopus)
Lineage: Eukaryota; Metazoa; Mollusca; Cephalopoda; Octopoda; Octopodidae
Exons: 8
Coding region: 83-1147 (354 amino acids)
Molecular function (GO): protein binding
Source: RefSeq, a predicted model, not a curated record